UGGGGCCGCUCGUGGCUUUUUGAGGGGGCGGCGGGGUCGGUGCCGGUUCCCGCUGAGCGUCCGGCGCCGGAGCGGCUCGCCAUGGAGCGGCCCUGCUGGCGGGGCUCGGCCUGGGGCGGGAAGGCCCCGCGGAAGAAGCGGCGCUCGUCCCCGCUGCCCGGCGGGCUGCGCCCCCCGGAGCGCCCCGGUCCGGCUCAGUGCCGGCGGCGCCUGUUCGGCAGCGCGGGCCGCGGGGAGCCCCGGCCCGGCUGCCUGAAGGGAAAAUCCAGUGGGAAAACCUUACCAAAAAUUAAGGAAAAUCUUGAGGUCACCAAAGGGAGCCCUUCCUCCACCCAAAGUUGCAGCACUCAAGUGAAUGUCGAAGAAAUGCUGUUCUUGGAAAAGAACGAGGAGAGUGUAGAAGACAGCACUGCACCACUGGAGGAAUCUCCAGUAAUCUUCUUUGAAAGUAAAGAAAGCCUGAAAAGCACUGAUGUUACUUCGGGCACGGGGAUGACUCUUCCUACUGGUGUUUCAGCUUUUCUCCUGGAGUGUUUAGAUGCAGAUUCCACUGCAGAUUGUGAUGCAGUUGCUACUGACACCACAGAAAGUUUCCCAUCCCCUGAAACGUUAAGAGAUGAGGAAGGUUCAGAGAGAGGUGAUCCUGACUUCGAGGACUUUGUCAAAUGUAAGAACUCCACUCUCCUGGACUGCAGCAAAGCAGUGGCUGUAGAUCAGAUACUACAGAUCUCAAAUCUUUCACCAAUAUUAGAACCUGUAUUGGAAGAUUGUAAAGACCAACACAUGAAAAGAAAGAGACCCAAAUGCAAUUACAGUUCUUCAAAACUAAGUGUUUCAACUACUCUGGCAGGAAAAAAAAUCUGUAAAAUUACAACUGCAGGAGAGAGAACUCCAAACCUAAAAAGUGGUACACGCUGUUCUUCACCAGUAGGACCGAAAAGAAAGCCUGACAAUGAGACUGCUGAACCCGAAAGGCUGAAGUGCAGCAGAGAAGAAUUGUCUAACCUGUUAGAAGAUAAUGCGUUGUCUUCUGGUCAGCUUGAAUCUGCCCCAGCAAACAUUUCAGCCAAGUCAGUGAAGGUGACAACAGAGGUACUGGCCUCUAGACAGACAGAUGAUGUAGUGGCUCCGUGUUACAGAAAAGAAAUCUGCUCCAUUGUCAGAACUUCGCCAGGGCAGAGGCCUCCCAGGCGUCGCCGAAUUCCAGUUAACACAAAAGCGUUCUGCCUUCCUGCAGGAGUGCCUGAAGAUGUUAUUACAAGUUCUAAAACUUGGAUCUGCUGUAAACACAGAUGAGGCUUCUGAGCUUCAGCAGGAGUCAACAGAAGUGAAGUUUGCUGUAGCAGGGAGGUGAAACAGAAGUACUAACGAGUAAUUAAUGGCCAUGUUUUUUUUGGCAUGUGUAUUGUUUGAAACUUUAUAUAAUGUUUGACAGUAAGCCUGUGAAUCCUUUACUUGAAUACUUGAAUAUUAAAUUAUUUGUACAAGCAACUAGAUCUCAUUCUGGACAUUGUUCUUUAAGAGCUCCAUAAAGAUGCUGCUUCAGUUCAUUUAGAUUUUUUUUUUAAAAAGCAUGACUCGAAGACAGCAGGUUGCAUUAAUUGAUUUAGUUUUGAUUCUUGCUGUGCCAAAACUUCUGAUUUUGUUUUUUAGUGGUAUUGGUCUUCACAGCUGUGGCCUCUACUUGGGUACAGAACACCAGCUUUGGGGUGCUUGUGUUGGUAGCUUCUUACAACCUCUUGCCUCCUCCUGUCCCUGUCAUGCUCCCAGGCUGCCCCUACUCAAGGGAAUGCACGUCUCCUGUGAUGCAGCUCUUUGGGCUUCUGGCUUCACUUUGCACAAUAUUUACAGCCUGGAACUGUGCUUCAUAUAAAGUAUGAGUUGACCUAAUGCUUUAUUUUCUCGUACAGAUUGGGGAUACUGAUGGGUUUCCACAGUGAAACAGUGAGGUGGUGUCUGUUGAGUUUUGUGUGAUAGGUGACGUGGUCCUUCCAUCCUUAAUUUGUGCUGUGAUACACUGUAAUUUUUCGGCAGAGCAGUAGACCUGAUGGCCUGCAGAUAAAGGCUUGCAAGGUCUGACAGUGAGAGAUGAGCAAUCCUUUGUGUCGUCUAGUGACUUCCUACUUGUGGAGAAGGAAAUAGGUGCCUUGCAUGAACACAGGGGUGGAAGAAAACUUGUACAGAUGUCUGGGGCACUGGAUAUUGAUGUUUGUUUGGAUUUUGCAGUUGACUGCUCAUCCUGCUUGGUGCAUGGGUUAGAUUCCCAGUGCUUCUAGUCCAGUUUGUGGAUCGUUGCUCUCUAGAUGUCAUUCUUCAGCGUGCUGAAUGCUUCAGAAAACACUGACAAGAGCAUGGAUUUUCUCCGCUUGUAUUUACAGCGUGCUAAAGUAAUUUGGAUCUCUACGAAGUUCUCACUAACACCAAUCCUUACUCAGGCUCUUUUGUAGAAGUAAGGAAGUUUCUCCAUUGCUUUAGUUAGUUUGAUUGCAUCUGAACAGACCUGUGGAAGUUCAGACCCUGGCCCUUUUCCCAUUGCUUUGGGUUAGAAGGAAGUGCAGAUGGAUGCACUUGGAUUUAUUCUCUAAACAAAUGUUGUCUAAACGUAUCAUGCCUCAAGGUUAGAAAUCAUGCCAUUAAAUUAUUUUUCCUUUAAGCAUUAGUAGAGAGUGUUCUCCCAGUAUCUUGUUGGAGUACUUCCAGGAAUGCUUCUAGUUACCAGUAUCCUUGUUCUUACAAAUACAGAGCUGCUGGUAAUGCAGUGUGCAAGAAUCUGGAGCCCCUAGGAGAUAAGGGCUAGCGCCUUGAUGGAGCUUUAAGCAGAACUAAGUGAGGUGUGCAGUAAGUUAGGAUUAUGAUGGCUGAUCAUCCUCUACAUGAACCAGAGUAAAAGAGAUGUUGUUCUAAGGGUAUACCAGUAAGGUCCUAGGAAAAAACAGUUACUCUGCCCCCGAAGCACUUUUAUUUUCUAAUCAUAAACAGACCAAUACUGACAAAUCAAUUGGAGAGUACAUGAGCAAAAAGUAUUGCUUAUAACUGUGGGGUUGGCUGGAGCGGCCUGAAAACUGCAGAGUUUUACUUUUUUUUCUUUCUCUGUAUGAUGAGGCUAUACAGGAGGACAGAACUAUUACAAACCAUGAUCUCUCUUGUCCUUCCCAUCAGUUACAAAAGUGCUGCUCCUUAUUUUCAUCUUUUGAGAUGAGAGAAAGUGUAAUUAAUUACCAGGCUAGCUCUCUGCCCUGCGGAAGGAAAUCUUACUCGUUUUGAGGGCACAACAAUAUCCACUCUUGUUCUGCUUUUCUGAAAGGGUAGGCACUUUCCCAUGCUUUGGUUUCAAACUGAAGAAUGACUAUAUAAAAUUUCGCUCAAAGUGGAAACUGGUUCUUCCAUGUUAGUGGAUAAAGGUUAUGGGUCACAGCCAGUUAAUGGGAUAGCACAGAAGAGCUUAUUUGUGCGGUGGUUGAGGGGAGAAGCCCUCACAGUAUCAAUGGGGCUGCUUUGUCCCAAGCCUAGACGUGGCGAAGUCCCGGUGGCUUGGAAGGAAUGACAGUGAGUCAGUCUGUGCAAGAACUUUCUCUCUGUGAAAUGUGCUCUGUAGAUGCAUGUUAGUAAAUGUGCUACAGGGAAAAAUGUAAGGGGGUUUUCAUUAAUAGUUUUCUGUUAUUUUUGAGGUGAAUGGUUCUUCUAGGAGACUGAAAGUGCUUGGAGACAGUGAGUGAUGUUUUUUCUUUCACUGGAAUGCUACAGGGGUACGCGUACCAGCUGUUGGAGUGUAAAACCCUGGUAUGCAAAUGGUGCUGCUUGUUUGUUCACUAAAUCCUAAUCUCUAAACGUAAAAAGGACAGGUUUGGAGUCCGAGGCAAUGCAUGCUGAAUGGACAGAAAGUUGAAAUUCCUGCUUCUUACGCAGGUGUGAGGAUUUGCCUGUGGGGAGGUUCUUCAGGAAAAUGGAUGAUGAAACAUGUAUUUUGCUCUUCUUCUCUUCCUAUCCAUCCUCCCCUCUGCUCUCUUGAUUGAGGUGUGUUAACAAAGCUUGCCAGAAUCCCUUGCUGUUAACUUCAGAAGCUUUGGAACAGACUCACUUUAAAGGGGCUCUGGCAGCUUGGAGUUGAAUGCACCUGAUGUUAGCUCAAUCUUCAGUGCUGUUAAUUAUGAAACUAUUGGAAGCUCAGCCGUAUUUCCUGGGCAAAUUCUAUUGUUUUACAGUAUUCUGUACUUGAAGAUUUUAUUGGAAACUGUAUUUACAUGCCCACUUUGAAGGUUUUCACGCAGUGAAGGGAUAUGGAGAUCUCUCAUCUCUAAGUCUGGAGCAGGCAGGUGCAUCCUCCAUCCAGAACAAGGGGGAAAGAUGCAUCUGAACAUUAGUUCCUGCUUUCUGUUACAAGCAUCAGCUUCUAGCAGAUGAAAACCGGAGGUCCUACAGACAGCUGUAUGUGUUACACACAAAACGAUCCUUGUUUAAAAGCAUUUCGAAUGUGAUGUAACGUCACAUGCUGUCUUAGUUUAAUUCCGUUUUCUAGGGAAAGCAGAUGAAUCACUUCUAUUUAAUCAGUUCUUAAUUAUUUUCACUUUCUGCUAGUCUUGUAUCUUCACAGCAGAUAGUGAUGGAGACUGUUAACUGAAACCAUUUGGUUUAAACCUGUACCAAUAAAUACUUCUACAAAAAAUGCUCAGUUCCUUUGGCUUGUAUUUGGUCUGGAUUCACGUGCCCUUACUGUGUCCUAAAUGCGUUUGGCAUAUGGAUGUUUUAUGGGUACGAUGGCUUCCCCUGCACAAAGCACACGUGGCCGCCUUCCUUCCUCCUGGCUUGUCCCAGUGCUAUUUCUGUCUGUGCUGGGCUGUGCUGGGGAGCCCCCCCUGCCCUGAGCAGGCCUGGGGGAGAAGAAAACUAGGAGGAGAUGGGUUUUUUUAUUUUUUUCAUUUUCUAUCGCUAAAGCUAGAACUAUCCAAGGAAAUAAAACUGAACCCUGCCCCUGCUUUCAAGGAAAAGUUUCUGAAGUGCUGAAAGUGAGAUGUUAGGAAUUAUUUCUUCUCUGAAAGAGCAGCUGAGCAGGGGCACAGGCUGCCCAGAGAUCGGGGGGGAACCCCCGUCCCUGAAGCGCUCCAGAACGGGGCCGGGUAGCACGGAGGGAACACGGUCAGUGGUACUGGGGGUGGGGGUCCUGGAAGCCUUUUCCAGCCCGGGCGAUUCGGUGACCAGACGCUGAGCUCUCGGCCUCUCGUGGCCUUUCCCGGGCUGCAGGAGGAGCCCCGCCC
This is a messenger RNA of Numida meleagris (helmeted guineafowl), 5252 nucleotides long. RefSeq names its product meiotic kinetochore factor (gene MEIKIN). Gene Ontology annotation, biological process: male meiosis chromosome segregation; homologous chromosome segregation; female meiosis chromosome segregation. The transcript is spliced from 12 exons. Gene Ontology annotation, cellular component: kinetochore. Lineage: Eukaryota; Metazoa; Chordata; Aves; Galliformes; Numididae. The record is from RefSeq and is a predicted model, not a curated record. The coding region runs from base 82 to 1296 and encodes 404 amino acids.